AUGGAAGCUACAAAUGUCAGAAUUGAUGCCUCUUUAGUUGGUACAAACUCAGGUAAGAUAGUACGUGUUAUGGGUAAAUGUGAAUCAUUUGAUCAAGCUUCACAUCAAGCAAUCAUCCUGUGUAAUGGAACUAUCAAUUUAGAUUUAUCCCAAGUUGAAGAUGUAUUGGAAAUUCAUAAAAACUACGAAUUCAUUGGUAAAGUUGGUGUUGAUAUGAAAAUCAGAGUAUAUUCUAUUGUUCCAUUAAGUGAUAAUUUGGAUUUUAACAUUGCUUCUAAAUUGGCACAAUACGCUCAAAAAGUGCCUGAGUUGUUCACCGAUUAG
Candida tropicalis MYA-3404 is the source of this 324-nucleotide messenger RNA. RefSeq lists its product as uncharacterized. Gene Ontology annotation, molecular function: DNA binding. Gene Ontology annotation, cellular component: nucleus. Bases 1 to 324 code for a protein of 107 amino acids. NCBI's taxonomy places the organism in Eukaryota, Fungi, Ascomycota, Pichiomycetes, Serinales, Debaryomycetaceae. The transcript has a single exon. The record is from RefSeq and is a predicted model, not a curated record. Gene Ontology annotation, biological process: DNA recombination; DNA repair; DNA replication.